Messenger RNA from Psilocybe cubensis, 1437 nucleotides. RefSeq lists its product as uncharacterized. Lineage: Eukaryota; Fungi; Basidiomycota; Agaricomycetes; Agaricales; Agrocybaceae. The transcript has 2 exons. Bases 1 to 1437 code for a protein of 478 amino acids. The record is from RefSeq and is a predicted model, not a curated record.
AUGUCUUCAUCAUCUACUUCAACCUCUAGUCUUACCAACAUCCUCACCACUAUCCGCCGUGCAAACGAGCGCGUCUCCCGCCUCGCAGCCUCCAUGCGCGCAUCACUUACACCUACCCACCACGCCCGGCGCCGCGCCCGCAAACUGCAGUUGCGCGUCUGCAUCGACAAGGCCCUGAAGCUCGAUCCCAAGCAGAUCAGCGUCAUUCCCCUCCCCGUCCUCGCCACCCCCGUCCCCCUCCCCGUACCUGAACAGGUGCAGCCUGUAGCCCCCGCCCCCGUAUACGCUGAACCCGUCGUGUUCCGCGAGAACGAGAUCAGCCGUGCAGCCGCAGGGCGCGAGCUCGAGCGCCUACGCAACAUUCGUGUAUCGCAGCAGCUUCAACGGCCGACACUGCGAUGCGAGAUCCCAGCUGAUGCCGCUGUUGCGUCGGCAUCUGUAUCUACAUCUGAGCUAACGGACAUGGAGCUCGAGACGCCCGUGGAGCACGAUGAGAAUCAGGAGGAUGAGGUGCACGCCCCCGUCGUCCUGCGUGGUCAGAACGUCCCAUGGCGCCCCGUCACGUCGCGCUGGUCCGUCUCGACCGUCGCCAGCGAACCAGGCAAUCCGGACAUCGCCAUAGAGGACGCAGACAUCGUCGAUGCCGCAGGUGUAUACUCCACCCACCCCACCGAGAACGAAGAGGAGCAGGAGCAGGACAGACACACCCGCGCAUCAGCAUACGAGGAGGGCACGAUGGACUUCCCUAUCACCGUAUCCCCAGACUCGCCUGAAGGGCCCUACGGCGCGCUCGAGUACACCCCCUCAUACCCACGCUCGCGCCUGCAUAGGGAGCUCGAUAUCGGCGGCGACACGCGCCGCGUCCUGUACGGUGGUCCACGGCGCUUAACCGUCCCGCUGCGCCUGAACACAGACUUGGACACCGAGAUGGACGUUGACACGAUGGACGUUGACACAAACGUGGACAGCUCAAGGCUGAGCUGGGGCUCGGCCUCUAGCUCAUCCUCUUCGUCGUCGUCGGGAUCGCAAUCUGCCACGUCCGAAUCUGGCUCGACGACGUCUGAGUCGAGUACGGAUUCGUCCUCGCCAGUGCCCUCGAACUCUGACCGCCCCAAGCUGACGAUCCGCAUCAAGCGUUCCGCGCCCAUCGACCUCUCUCUUUCCCUCUCCUCCUCCUCCUCCUCCGCCGAGUCGGACGACACACGUUCCCUCUCCGAGAAGCGCCCGAAAUACGGCCGCAAGUCCUGGGCGUCACCCUACCCCGUCCCGGCCCCCAUCCGCGCUACUAUUCACCCGCCCGCCAACGCCCCCGUCCCCGCACCAGGCCUUGCAGUCGCCCGCCGCCAAUCCGCGCGCAUCUCCGCCCAACACACCCACGCCACGCACACGAACAGAUUAACGACUACGACGAUGAACCGCAGCAGCAACAGAUUUUAG